UGGGUAGUUUGUAAGGCGGGAUGCGAUUCUUUUACAUUUUGAUUGAGUGCUGUGAUUAUCUAAAUUGGAUUCGAAUACACAUAUAUGCGUUCAUACUGGAAUGCGAGUGAUUUACACAGUCGUGUGGGCAUAGUAACAAAUAAUGGAAUAUGUUAUGCCUCACUUCUCCAUUACUGACUGUUGCUUGAUUUAUUGACAUGUUUAUUUUGUAUGUAUGAGACAGAUAGAUAAACUGACUGACUGAAUGACUGAUUGACGGAUUCUUCACUGGUUUUAAUGUUAAAAACUACCAAAAUCGAACUUACAAAAUCACAACCCAGAUAGAAUAUGAGCAAACCCUUGUGGACCACAUUAAAGAGUCUCCUAAAUACUUUCAUUCCUAGAUAAGCAAGAAGGUUAAAAUGGUGCGGAUUCGUGUACUACUGUAUCUAGGAGUGGCAUUUCUUUUUGUCCUCUUUAUGGCUGCCUUCCAUUCAGAAUCCUUUUCCCUCAAUGCAUUUCUGCACCCAGUUCCUCGUUCACCUCCACUUAAAAAGACAUUUAUUGAAGAUUUCAACAAAGAAAAUGUGAAGGCAGAUGAUCCCCUGGUGGUGCGGGCAUUGAAGCAGCAUUUUCUAGUCUCUCCAUCACCCUUGCCAUACAACCUCUCUCAGCCAGAUGAGGAGAACCCAUCCAUGGGCCAGGCUCAAAGGAUUGAUUUCCUUCUUAAAGGAAAGCACAAUGGGUUCUAUGUUGAGUGUGGUGCCCUUGAUGGAGAGCUGCGCUCCAAUACACUUUUCUUUGAGCGAGAGAGAGGCUGGAAAGGACUCCUGAUUGAAGCUGAUCCGAAGAAUUAUGAAAAAAUGGUCAGCAAACACAGGAAAGCCUAUAUGUCUCCCACCUGUCUGGCUCCAACAUCUCAUCCCACAAUGGUGAUGUUCCAGCAACAAGACAACCAGGGACACAUUGUGGAUGCCUUUGGUGGGACAGAUUCAAGGACGGUGGUGGAGGUUCAGUGCUUCCCAUUUGCUUCUUACUUGGCUGCCCUUAAUGUCACUACUGUGGAUUACUUCAGCCUGGAUGUGGAAGGGGCUGAAUUUGAUGUACUCAGAACCAUUCCAUGGGAAAAAGUUGAUAUUAAGACACUAUCAGUGGAAUUCAUCCAUGACCCUGAGGGGAAGGAUGCCAUUGAAGACUACAUGAAGGGUAAGGGUUACUUUGUGCACUCUGAGGUGCGUCACUACAACUGGCUGGCAAAUGAUUUUAUCUUUGUUAAGAAUACUUUGCAAUAAGCCAUACAGUAAUAAACUGCUUAUAAUUUUUGUAUGUCAGUGCUGUUAUUAAUGAGAAGUGUCAAGGAGGUAUCAAUACAGCUGGAGGGUUGAUGAUAUAUGAAUGAAGGUGCUGAUUGCUUUUGUUAUUAUUAGGUCACGCUGUUUUCCUACAUUUUUAUCUGUACUUAUGUAGUGUACUGUCUUAUUUGAAAGUCAGUAAGCAUAUUUGUUUUCUAAUAUGCUCUUUUUAAUUUUUUUGUGUUAUAUAUUAAGCCAGUGGACUGGUUUUCUCUACUGAGACAAUGUAAGAGACAAAGUCCUGAAGUUCACAUGAUCAUGAACUGAAAUAUUUUUAUAAUUUGAAUGUGUUCAAUAGCUCUUUAAUUUCCUUGACUUUGAUUUUUGGUUUAGGAAAAAUCUUGCAACUGAAAUAUCUCAGAGAAUAUUAAGGUACAUUAAAAGUCAAAUAAAUUUUACAAAAUUUAGAAAAAAAAUCCUUCCAGGAAACUAUCAUGGUUGAGAUUUGUAUUUAUAAUUUGCACUGCAGUAAUUUGCAACAUGCAUAAAAAGUCAGAGCUGUAAUGUUUUUUUAUGCAUAAGCAGGUAUAUUAUGCAGGUAUAAAUUUAGAGAAAUUCAUCUCCACUGACAGUAUCUAUGUAAGAUGUUUGGCUUCAAGUUCAGACUGAGCCUGCUGUAGAGGACAUUGGAUUACUUGAUACCAUUACUCCUGUAGCUCAACUAUCUCAAUGUAACAGUGUUGCAUAGGGUAGCCACAACCUGCAGACAUGGCAUAGACAGUCACAAUCCACCCAGGUAGUCACAACUCGUGCAGUCACAACCCACUCACUUGUUAUCACAUCUCACACCUCUUUAUGAAGUGUCACAGUGUACCUGACUCUUACAAUCCACACACAGAGUACACACUCACAAAUCAUAUUUAAUUAUUAUUUUUUAUAUUUCUGCAUAACUAUAUUAGAAACUUGUGGUUGCUUUAGUUAUGUUGGUAUGCAUCACAUGUUCUUUGGCUAUCUGAGUCACUAUAAAUUGAGUUCAGGGUUACAGUGUCACAAGUAAUUACUGCAGUUCAAGUCUCACUAUAUUCAGGUGUUUUGAGAUAUAUUCGGCUAAUUGGUAAUGUACUUGUAUUUAAGGAAAACAACCAUUAGAACUUAG
Portunus trituberculatus (swimming crab) is the source of this 2427-nucleotide messenger RNA. RefSeq names its product protein Star-like. The record is from RefSeq and is a predicted model, not a curated record. NCBI's taxonomy places the organism in Eukaryota, Metazoa, Arthropoda, Malacostraca, Decapoda, Portunidae. Bases 402 to 1271 code for a protein of 289 amino acids. The transcript is spliced from 6 exons.